Dreissena polymorpha is the source of this 1677-nucleotide messenger RNA. RefSeq names its product leukocyte elastase inhibitor-like. Lineage: Eukaryota; Metazoa; Mollusca; Bivalvia; Myida; Dreissenidae. Gene Ontology annotation, molecular function: serine-type endopeptidase inhibitor activity. The record is from RefSeq and is a predicted model, not a curated record. The coding region runs from base 275 to 1369 and encodes 364 amino acids. The transcript has 3 exons.
UACUGUGUUUACAUCCGGGUAGAUUAUUAAACGUUAUCUUUGCAGGAUUACAUUACAUUAUGGUACAGGAAUCUAUUUGAAUAAAUCUUCCUUAGUAUUCAAACAAAAUUCAAUUAUCUUGAUAAACACUCACAUCGUAAGCAAAACGCUUGAACUGAUUAUUCGUAAAACUGUUAAAUAGACUAAAAUAUUUAGUUACGUUGAGGCGCUGCCGUUAACUGACCAAUCGACAUCAGAAACCUUUAAACAAUUGUAUUUUAAUCAAUUGACAACCAUGUCAUCAAGUUCUCCAAAAUUUUCUUUGGACCUCUUUCAACAUGUUGUUUCUCACAAUCCCCAUGGCAACCUGUUCAUGUCGCCUAGCAGCAUUUUUGUUGUCAUGACGAUGAUUCAAACUGGAGCAAGAAAUGAAACUAGAAAUCAAAUGAUUUCUACUCUUCAAUUUCAAUCCAAUGAUCAACAGUCGAUACUUGCUGAUGCUGAGCAAUUAUUUAAAGUGUUGAAUACAGGGAGCGAUCAUGUCACACUGAGAAGCGCUAACAGACUCUAUCCGAACAGUGAUAAAAGCAUUUUGGAAGAUUAUAUUAAAGCUGUAGUCAAACAUUUUGCCUCAGAUGUCAAAUAUGUGGACUUCACAUCCAACCCAGAGGGAAGCAGACAAGAAAUAAACAAAUGGGUAGAGGAAGUCACCAAUGAAAAGAUAAAAAACCUUCUGCCUAACGGAUCUAUUGAUGCAUCUACAAAAAUGGUAGUUGCAAAUGCCAUCUAUUUCAAAGGAAACUGGGCGACACAGUUUGAGCCAAAGAGUACAACACAAACUGAUUUUCAUACAUUUGACGGAAAAUCGUUGAAGAUUGAAAUGAUGAAGCGAGAAAUGGAGAAAGUGCGAUAUGGCGAAAAUACACUUCUGGAUUGUAAGGUUUUACAUCUGCCUUACAUCGGGGAUGAAAUGGCUAUGGUAGUUCUACUUCCAAAUACCGUCACUGGAUUGCUGGAAUGGAGAAAAUUUCCAUUCCGAAAUUCAAGCUUGAGUUCAUUCAAGCUUAGAGAUACAUUAUCGGCUCUCGGAAUGCCGGACGUGUUCAAUGCAAUCAAAGCUGACCUGUCUGGAAUGGGGACGAACUUGUUGGUUUCUCAGGUGUUCCACAAGGCGUUUGUGGAUGUAAACGAAGAAGGUACAGAGGCUACAGCUGCAACUGCUGCAACAAUUAUUAGCUGCCGUGCUAGCAUGCCAGCUCCUCCACGGACGUUUACGGCUGAUCACCCGUUCAUGUUUAUGAUUUGGCACUAUCAGCUAAAGGCGCCACUGUUUGUUGGUCGCUUUACUGGACUAGAAACUAAAGCUGCUCAGACACGAGACGAACUCUAGAUUCCAUGAGUUUAGCAUAAAGACGUCAUUGAUAAAUAUAGUGCGCUAAUAUUGACCAAAGCCUGUUCACCCAAAUUUGAUCAUUGGUGCGGUUAAGUUUGUCAUUCGAACGUAUGCCUUUUCAUUGUUAUUUAUUAUAGCCUGUGUGUGUGUGUGUGUGUGUGUGUGUGUGUGUGUGUGUGUGUGUGUGUGUGUGUGUGUGUGUGUGUGUGUGUGUGUGUGUGUGUGUGUGUGUGUGUGUGUGUGUGUGUGUGUGUGUGUGUGUGUGUGUGUGUGUGUGUGUGUGUGUGUGUGUGUGUGUGUGUGUG